AUGAUGGUUCCUGGUAGGCGGGGUCGGCUGUCUCCGAUCCUGGAGACGGGUUUCGGGGAAGGGGUGCGUUACCUUAAUGAUUUGGACCGCAUAGCAGAUUUGACCUAUCUGCCAACUCAGCAAGAUAUACUUAGAGUUAGAGUCCCAACAACAGGGAUCAUUGAAUAUCCAUUUGACUUACAAAGCGUCAUUUUCAGAAUGGUGGAUGUAGGAGGCCAACGAUCAGAAAGAAGAAAAUGGAUACAUUGCUUUGAAAAUGUCACAUCUAUCAUGUUCCUAGUAGCAUUAAGUGAAUAUGAUCAAGUGCUUGUGGAGUCAGACAAUGAGAAUCGAAUGGAAGAAAGCAAAGCACUCUUUAGGACAAUUAUCACAUAUCCAUGGUUCCAGAAUUCUUCAGUCAUUCUGUUCUUAAAUAAAAAAGAUCUCUUAGAGGAGAAGAUUAUGUACUCUCAUUUAGUUGAUUAUUUCCCAGAGUAUGAUGGACCACAACGGGAUGCACAAGCAGCACGAGAGUUCAUCUUGAAGUUGUUUGUAGACCUGAAUCCAGACAGUGACAAAAUUAUCUACUCCCAUUUCACAUGUGCUACAGACACAGAGAAUAUACGCUUCAUCUUUGCUGCUGUCAAGGACACAAUCCUACAGUUAAACCUGAAGGAGUACAACCUGGUCUAA
Indicator indicator is the source of this 672-nucleotide messenger RNA. RefSeq names its product guanine nucleotide-binding protein G(q) subunit alpha-like. Bases 1 to 672 code for a protein of 223 amino acids. NCBI's taxonomy places the organism in Eukaryota, Metazoa, Chordata, Aves, Piciformes, Indicatoridae. Gene Ontology annotation, molecular function: G-protein beta/gamma-subunit complex binding; G protein-coupled receptor binding; GTPase activity. The transcript is spliced from 5 exons. Gene Ontology annotation, biological process: adenylate cyclase-modulating G protein-coupled receptor signaling pathway; phospholipase C-activating dopamine receptor signaling pathway; action potential. Gene Ontology annotation, cellular component: heterotrimeric G-protein complex. The record is from RefSeq and is a predicted model, not a curated record.